Aspergillus melleus is the source of this 1170-nucleotide messenger RNA. RefSeq names its product Zn(II)2Cys6 transcription factor. Gene Ontology annotation, molecular function: DNA-binding transcription activator activity, RNA polymerase II-specific; zinc ion binding. Gene Ontology annotation, biological process: regulation of transcription by RNA polymerase II. The record is from RefSeq and is a predicted model, not a curated record. Bases 31 to 1170 code for a protein of 379 amino acids. Lineage: Eukaryota; Fungi; Ascomycota; Eurotiomycetes; Eurotiales; Aspergillaceae. The transcript has a single exon.
UCUUGCUGCCAUGAAAAAUUAUAAGCGAGGAUGCCAUUACGCCGUUCUCAUAAGAAAUCGCACCACGGCUGCCUCCAAUGCAAACAACGGAGGAUAAAAUGUGACGAGGCUCGACCCUACUGCGGUCCCUGUCAUCGCAAGCAACUUUCCUGCACAUUCCAAAGCAUCGCCCCGCGACCUCAACCGGCCCCCAAGCUAACUAGUAGCCCUCAUGCGCUCUCUCAUGGCGAAUAUGGUCUGCCUCUCUCGGAGCUGGAACUCCUACACCAGUGGCACGUAGCUACGGCGCGCUCACUCGCUCACGAGGCACAUCUUGAAGAUGUCGUGCGCAUCACCGUGCCUCAAGAGGCGCUCACCUAUCCUUUCCUCAUGCACAGCAUUCUCGCAGUCUCGGCGCUUCAUCUCAGCUUUACCAGCCCCACCGAGCGACGCCGAUCCUACAAAGAGGCCGCCAUCCGCCACAACAACCUCUCUCUCACACUAUGCACUCCUCUUCUCAGCAACGUCACACCAGAGAACUGCCACGCGCUAUUCGCAUUCUCCUGUCUCACCGCCGUGUUUGCCUUUGGCGUCCAAGGCCGCGAUGGGCUCCCUAGCGCCCAGGGACUGAUUGACGUGGUCGAAGUCUUCAAGAUGGUCCGCGGUGUCGCAUCGGUCGUGCAACAGGCACGAGCAUGGAUCGAACAGGGCGGAAUGCGCCAACUGUUGAAGAUCGGCAAGCUACGCAAACGAGCCGCGGGCACGGUAUACGACCGAGAGCUGUGCUCGCAUCUACAGACCUUCAUCGAAGAGCAACUACAACCGCGGGAGCCCUGCAUGCAUGAGAACGUCGACAUCAGCGCCGUGCUCUUACAAGCCGCAAGGCGCCAACUCGAAUUAUUGAACAUGUACAUGACUAUGGAAGACCCCAACGCCAUCCUCGCAUGGCCGGUGCUUCUUGAUGCACAAUACCUGGAUCUUUUACUGAGAGUGGAGCCGACCGCAUUGAUCAUUUUAGCCUACUAUGGGACAGCACUGCACUUGCUGUUUGACAAUUGGUGGUUAGAUGGUUGGGGGCAGUUCAUCAUGAACCUUGCGUCGAUGCGGCAUGGCUCCGUGGGGGAUUGCAGGAUAGCGUGGCUGGUAGAUGUUAUACAAAGGGAUAGGGAAUAUAGAUUGAGGACUGCAUGA